Brassica napus (rape) is the source of this 471-nucleotide messenger RNA. RefSeq names its product ADP-ribosylation factor 2-like. Gene Ontology annotation, biological process: intracellular protein transport; vesicle-mediated transport. The record is from RefSeq and is a predicted model, not a curated record. Gene Ontology annotation, molecular function: GTPase activity; GTP binding. NCBI's taxonomy places the organism in Eukaryota, Viridiplantae, Streptophyta, Magnoliopsida, Brassicales, Brassicaceae. Gene Ontology annotation, cellular component: cytoplasm. Bases 1 to 471 code for a protein of 156 amino acids. The transcript has 5 exons.
AUGGAUGGGCCUAAAAGUCGUUUCAUGAAAAAAAAAUUAGAAAGAGAUGCGGUGAGCGUGGAUCGAACACGCGACCUUCAGAUCUUCAGUCUGACGCUCUCCCAACUGAGCUAUCCCCGCAAUUUGUUGAUUAUAAUUGAGAUUUGUCCAUUGUGGAGGCCUUACUUCCCGAACAAGCAAGGGCUGAUCUUUGUGGUGGACAGCAAUGACCGUGAUCGUGUUGUGGAAGCUAGAGACGAGUUUCACAAACUGUUGUUGCAGGAUGGGUUGAGAGAUGGUGUGCUUCAAGUCUUUGCUAACAAGCAAGAUCUUCCAAACCCAAUAAAUGCUGCUGAGAUAACUGACAAACUUGGGCUUCACUCUCUCCGUCAACGACACUGGUACAUACAGAGCACAUGUGCUACAUCAGGAGGAGGGAUUUAUAAGGGACUUGACCGGCUCUCCAACAACAUCACAAACAAGAAUACAUAA